AGUGCUGGCUGGACAGCUGCUCUGGGCAGGAGAGAGAGGGAGAGACAAGAGACACACACAGAGAGACGGCGAGGAAGGGAAAGACCCAGAGGGACGCCUAGAACGAGACUUGGAGCCAGACAGAGGAAGAGGGGACGUGUGUUUGCAGACUGGCUGGGCCCGUGACCCAGCUUCCUGAGUCCUCCGUGCAGGUGGCAGCUGUACCAGGCUGGCAGGUCACUGAGAGUGGGCAGCUGGGCCCCAGAACUGUGCCUGGCCCAGUGGGCAGCAGGAGCUCCUGACUUGGGACCAUGGUGAUUCUUCAGCAGGGGGACCAUGUGUGGAUGGACCUGAGAUUGGGGCAGGAGUUCGACGUGCCCAUCGGGGCGGUGGUGAAGCUCUGCGACUCUGGGCAGGUCCAGGUGGUGGAUGAUGAAGACAAUGAACACUGGAUCUCUCCGCAGAACGCAACGCACAUCAAGCCUAUGCACCCCACGUCGGUCCACGGCGUGGAGGACAUGAUCCGCCUGGGGGACCUCAACGAGGCGGGCAUCUUGCGCAACCUGCUUAUCCGCUACCGGGACCACCUCAUCUACACGUAUACGGGCUCCAUCCUGGUGGCUGUGAACCCCUACCAGCUGCUCUCCAUCUACUCGCCAGAGCACAUCCGCCAGUAUACCAACAAGAAGAUUGGGGAGAUGCCCCCCCACAUCUUUGCCAUUGCUGACAACUGCUACUUCAACAUGAAACGCAACAGCCGAGACCAGUGCUGCAUCAUCAGUGGGGAAUCUGGGGCCGGGAAGACGGAGAGCACAAAGCUGAUCCUGCAGUUCCUGGCAGCCAUCAGUGGGCAGCACUCGUGGAUUGAGCAGCAGGUCUUGGAGGCCACCCCCAUUCUGGAAGCAUUUGGGAAUGCCAAGACCAUCCGCAAUGACAACUCAAGCCGUUUCGGAAAGUACAUCGACAUCCACUUCAACAAGCGGGGCGCCAUCGAGGGCGCGAAGAUUGAGCAGUACCUGCUGGAAAAGUCACGUGUCUGUCGCCAGGCCCUGGAUGAAAGGAACUACCACGUGUUCUACUGCAUGCUGGAGGGUAUGAGUGAGGAUCAGAAGAAGAAGCUGGGCUUGGGCCAGGCCUCUGACUACAACUACUUGGCCAUGGGUAACUGCAUAACCUGUGAGGGCCGGGUGGACAGCCAGGAGUACGCCAACAUCCGCUCCGCCAUGAAGGUGCUCAUGUUCACUGACACCGAGAACUGGGAGAUCUCGAAGCUCCUGGCUGCCAUCCUGCACCUGGGCAACCUGCAGUAUGAGGCACGCACAUUUGAAAACCUGGAUGCCUGUGAGGUUCUCUUCUCCCCAUCGCUGGCCACAGCUGCAUCCCUGCUUGAGGUGAACCCCCCAGACCUGAUGAGCUGCCUGACUAGCCGCACCCUCAUCACCCGCGGGGAGACGGUGUCCACCCCACUGAGCAGGGAACAGGCACUGGACGUGCGCGACGCCUUCGUAAAGGGGAUCUACGGGCGGCUGUUCGUGUGGAUUGUGGACAAGAUCAACGCAGCAAUUUACAAGCCUCCCUCCCAGGAUGUGAAGAACUCUCGCAGGUCCAUCGGCCUCCUGGACAUCUUUGGGUUUGAGAACUUUGCUGUGAACAGCUUUGAGCAGCUCUGCAUCAACUUCGCCAAUGAGCACCUGCAGCAGUUCUUUGUGCGGCACGUGUUCAAGCUGGAGCAGGAGGAAUAUGACCUGGAGAGCAUUGACUGGCUGCACAUCGAGUUCACUGACAACCAGGAUGCCCUGGACAUGAUUGCCAACAAGCCCAUGAACAUCAUCUCCCUCAUCGAUGAGGAGAGCAAGUUCCCCAAGGGCACAGACACCACCAUGUUACACAAGCUGAACUCCCAGCACAAGCUCAACGCCAACUACAUCCCCCCCAAGAACAACCAUGAGACCCAGUUUGGCAUCAACCAUUUUGCAGGCAUCGUCUACUAUGAGACCCAAGGCUUCCUGGAGAAGAACCGAGACACCCUGCAUGGGGACAUUAUCCAGCUGGUCCACUCCUCCAGGAACAAGUUCAUCAAGCAGAUCUUCCAGGCCGAUGUCGCCAUGGGCGCCGAGACCAGGAAGCGCUCGCCCACACUUAGCAGCCAGUUCAAGCGGUCACUGGAGCUGCUGAUGCGCACGCUGGGUGCCUGCCAGCCCUUCUUUGUGCGAUGCAUCAAGCCCAAUGAGUUCAAGAAGCCCAUGCUGUUCGACCGGCACCUGUGCGUGCGCCAGCUGCGGUACUCAGGAAUGAUGGAGACCAUCCGAAUCCGCCGAGCUGGCUACCCCAUCCGCUACAGCUUCGUAGAGUUUGUGGAGCGGUACCGUGUGCUGCUGCCAGGUGUGAAGCCGGCCUACAAGCAGGGCGACCUCCGCGGGACUUGCCAGCGCAUGGCUGAGGCUGUGCUGGGCACCCACGAUGACUGGCAGAUAGGCAAAACCAAGAUCUUUCUGAAGGACCACCAUGACAUGCUGCUGGAAGUGGAGCGGGACAAAGCCAUCACCGACAGAGUCAUCCUCCUUCAGAAAGUCAUCCGGGGAUUCAAAGACAGGUCUAACUUUCUGAAGCUGAAGAACGCUGCCACACUGAUCCAGAGGCACUGGCGGGGUCACAACUGUAGGAAGAACUACGGGCUGAUGCGUCUGGGCUUCCUGCGGCUGCAGGCCCUGCACCGCUCCCGGAAGCUGCACCAGCAGUACCGCCUGGCCCGCCAGCGCAUCAUCCAGUUCCAGGCCCGCUGCCGCGCCUAUCUGGUGCGCAAGGCCUUCCGCCACCGCCUCUGGGCUGUGCUCACCGUGCAGGCCUAUGCCCGGGGCAUGAUCGCCCGCAGGCUGCACCAACGCCUCAGGGCUGAGUAUCUGUGGCGCCUCGAGGCUGAGAAAAUGCGGCUGGCGGAGGAAGAGAAGCUUCGGAAGGAGAUGAGCGCCAAGAAGGCCAAGGAGGAGGCCGAGCGCAAGCAUCAGGAGCGCCUGGCCCAGCUGGCUCGUGAGGACGCUGAGCGGGAGCUGAAGGAGAAGGAGGCCGCUCGGCGGAAGAAGGAGCUCCUGGAGCAGAUGGAAAGGGCCCGCCAUGAGCCUGUCAAUCACUCAGACAUGGUGGACAAGAUGUUUGGCUUCCUGGGGACUUCAGGUGGCCUGCCAGGCCAGGAGGGCCAGGCACCUAGUGGCUUUGAGGACCUGGAGCGAGGGCGGAGGGAGAUGGUGGAGGAGGACCUGGAUGCAGCCCUGCCCCUGCCUGACGAGGAUGAGGAGGACCUCUCUGAGUAUAAAUUUGCCAAGUUCGCGGCCACCUACUUCCAGGGGACAACCACGCACUCCUACACCCGGCGGCCACUCAAACAGCCACUGCUCUACCAUGACGACGAGGGUGACCAGCUGGCAGCCCUGGCGGUCUGGAUCACCAUCCUCCGCUUCAUGGGGGACCUCCCUGAGCCCAAGUACCACACAGCCAUGAGUGAUGGCAGUGAGAAGAUCCCUGUGAUGACCAAGAUUUAUGAGACCCUGGGCAAGAAGACGUACAAGAGGGAGCUGCAGGCCCUGCAGGGCGAGGGCGAGGCCCAGCUCCCCGAGGGCCAGAAGAAGAGCAGUGUGAGGCACAAGCUGGUGCAUUUGACUCUGAAAAAGAAGUCCAAGCUCACAGAGGAGGUGACCAAGAGGCUGCAUGACGGGGAGUCCACAGUGCAGGGCAACAGCAUGCUGGAGGACCGGCCCACCUCCAACCUGGAGAAGCUGCACUUCAUCAUCGGCAAUGGCAUCCUGCGGCCAGCACUCCGGGACGAGAUCUACUGCCAGAUCAGCAAGCAGCUGACCCACAACCCCUCCAAGAGCAGCUAUGCCCGGGGCUGGAUUCUCGUGUCUCUCUGCGUGGGCUGUUUCGCCCCCUCCGAGAAGUUUGUCAAGUACCUGCGGAACUUCAUCCACGGGGGCCCGCCCGGCUACGCCCCGUACUGUGAGGAGCGCCUGAGAAGGACCUUUGUCAAUGGGACACGGACACAGCCGCCCAGCUGGCUGGAGCUGCAGGCCACCAAGUCCAAGAAGCCAAUCAUGUUGCCCGUGACAUUCAUGGAUGGGACCACCAAGACCCUGCUGACGGACUCGGCAACCACGGCCAAGGAGCUCUGCAACGCGCUGGCCGACAAGAUCUCUCUCAAGGACCGGUUCGGGUUCUCCCUCUACAUUGCCCUGUUUGACAAGGUGUCCUCCCUGGGCAGCGGCAGUGACCACGUCAUGGACGCCAUCUCCCAGUGCGAGCAGUACGCCAAGGAGCAGGGCGCCCAGGAGCGCAACGCCCCCUGGAGGCUCUUCUUCCGCAAAGAGGUCUUCACGCCCUGGCACAGCCCCUCCGAGGACAACGUGGCCACCAACCUCAUCUACCAGCAGGUGGUGCGAGGAGUCAAGUUUGGGGAGUACAGGUGUGAGAAGGAGGACGACCUGGCUGAGCUGGCCUCCCAGCAGUACUUUGUAGACUAUGGCUCUGAGAUGAUCCUGGAGCGCCUCCUGAACCUCGUGCCCACCUACAUCCCCGACCGCGAGAUCACGCCCCUGAAGACGCUGGAGAAGUGGGCCCAGCUGGCCAUCGCCGCCCACAAGAAGGGGAUUUAUGCCCAGAGGAGAACUGAUGCCCAGAAGGUCAAAGAGGAUGUGGUCAGUUAUGCCCGCUUCAAGUGGCCCUUGCUCUUCUCCAGGUUUUAUGAAGCCUACAAAUUCUCAGGCCCCAGUCUCCCCAAGAACGACGUCAUCGUGGCCGUCAACUGGACGGGUGUGUACUUUGUGGAUGAGCAGGAGCAGGUACUUCUGGAGCUGUCCUUCCCAGAGAUCAUGGCCGUGUCCAGCAGCAGGGAGUGCCGUGUCUGGCUCUCACUGGGCUGCUCUGAUCUUGGCUGUGCUGCGCCUCACUCAGGCUGGGCAGGACUGACCCCGGCGGGGCCCUGUUCUCCGUGUUGGUCCUGCAGGGGAGCGAAAACGACGGCCCCCAGCUUCACGCUGGCCACCAUCAAGGGGGACGAAUACACCUUCACCUCCAGCAAUGCUGAGGACAUUCGUGACCUGGUGGUCACCUUCCUAGAGGGGCUCCGGAAGAGAUCUAAGUAUGUUGUGGCCCUGCAGGAUAACCCCAACCCCGCAGGCGAGGAGUCAGGCUUCCUCAGCUUUGCCAAGGGAGACCUCAUCAUCCUGGACCAUGACACGGGCGAGCAGGUCAUGAACUCGGGCUGGGCCAACGGCAUCAAUGAGAGGACCAAGCAGCGUGGGGACUUCCCCACCGACAGUGUGUACGUCAUGCCCACUGUCACCAUGCCACCGCGGGAGAUUGUGGCCCUGGUCACCAUGACUCCCGAUCAGAGGCAGGACGUUGUCCGGCUCUUGCAGCUGCGAACGGCGGAGCCCGAGGUGCGUGCCAAGCCCUACACGCUGGAGGAGUUUUCCUAUGACUACUUCAGGCCCCCACCCAAGCACACGCUGAGCCGUGUCAUGGUGUCCAAGGCCCGAGGCAAGGACCGGCUGUGGAGCCACACGCGGGAACCGCUCAAGCAGGCGCUGCUCAAGAAGCUCCUGGGCAGUGAGGAGCUCUCGCAGGAGGCCUGCCUGGCCUUCAUUGCUGUGCUCAAGUACAUGGGCGACUACCCGUCCAAGAGGACACGCUCCGUCAACGAGCUCACCGACCAGAUCUUUGAGGGUCCCCUGAAAGCCGAGCCCCUGAAGGACGAGGCAUAUGUGCAGAUCCUGAAGCAGCUGACCGACAACCACAUCAGGUACAGCGAGGAGCGGGGUUGGGAGCUGCUCUGGCUGUGCACGGGCCUUUUCCCACCCAGCAACAUCCUCCUGCCCCACGUGCAGCGCUUCCUGCAGUCCCGAAAGCACUGCCCACUCGCCAUCGACUGCCUGCAACGGCUCCAGAAAGCCCUGAGAAACGGGUCCCGGAAGUACCCUCCGCACCUGGUGGAGGUGGAGGCCAUCCAGCACAAGACCACCCAGAUUUUCCACAAAGUCUACUUCCCUGAUGACACUGACGAGGCCUUCGAAGUGGAGUCCAGCACCAAGGCCAAGGACUUCUGCCAGAACAUCGCCACCAGGCUGCUCCUCAAGUCCUCAGAGGGAUUCAGCCUCUUUGUCAAAAUUGCAGACAAGGUCCUCAGCGUUCCUGAGAAUGACUUCUUCUUUGACUUUGUUCGACACUUGACAGACUGGAUAAAGAAAGCUCGGCCCAUCAAGGACGGAAUUGUGCCCUCACUCACCUACCAGGUGUUCUUCAUGAAGAAGCUGUGGACCACCACGGUGCCAGGGAAGGAUCCCAUGGCCGAUUCCAUCUUCCACUAUUACCAGGAGUUGCCCAAGUAUCUCCGAGGCUACCACAAGUGCACGCGGGAGGAGGUGCUGCAGCUGGGGGCGCUGAUCUACAGGGUCAAGUUCGAGGAGGACAAGUCCUACUUCCCCAGCAUCCCCAAGCUGCUGCGGGAGCUGGUGCCCCAGGACCUUAUCCGGCAGGUCUCACCUGAUGACUGGAAGCGGUCCAUCGUCGCCUACUUCAACAAGCACGCAGGGAAGUCCAAGGAGGAGGCCAAGCUGGCCUUCCUGAAGCUCAUCUUCAAGUGGCCCACCUUUGGCUCAGCCUUCUUCGAGGUGAAGCAAACUACGGAGCCAAACUUCCCUGAGAUCCUCCUAAUUGCCAUCAACAAGUAUGGGGUCAGCCUCAUCGAUCCCAAAACGAAGGAUAUCCUCACCACUCAUCCCUUCACCAAGAUCUCCAACUGGAGCAGCGGCAACACCUACUUCCACAUCACCAUUGGGAACUUGGUGCGCGGGAGCAAACUGCUCUGCGAGACGUCACUGGGCUACAAGAUGGAUGACCUCCUGACUUCCUACAUUAGCCAGAUGCUCACAGCCAUGAGCAAACAGCGGGGCUCCAGGAGCGGCAAGUGAACAGUCACGGGGAGGUGCUGGUUCCAUGCCUGCUCUCGAGGCAGCAGUGGGUUCAGGCCCAUCAGCUACCCCUGCAGCUGGGGAAGACUUAUGCCAUCCCGGCAGCGAGGCUGGGCUGGCCAGCCACCACUGACUAUACCAACUGGGCCUCUGAUGUUCUUCCAGUGAGGCAUCUCUCUGGGAUGCAGAACUUCCCUCCAUCCACCCCUCUGGCACCUGGGUUGGUCUAAUCCUAGUUUGCUGUGGCCUUCCCGGUUGUGAGAGCCUGUGAUCCUUAGAUGUGUCUCCUGUUUCAGACCAGCCCCACCAUGCAACUUCCUUUGACUUUCUGUGUACCACUGGGAUAGAGGAAUCAAGAGGACAAUCUAGCUCUCCAUACUUUGAACAACCAAAUGUGCAUUGAAUACUCUGAAACCGAAGGGACUGGAUCUGCAGGUGGGAUGAGGGAGACAGACCACUUUUCUAUAUUGCAGUGUGAAUGCUGGGCCCCUGCUCAAGUCUACCCUGAUCACCUCAGGGCAUAAAGCAUGUUUCAUUCUCUGGCC
This is a messenger RNA of Homo sapiens (human), 7483 nucleotides long. It is a transcript of the gene MYO7A, whose product is annotated as myosin VIIA. Bases 291 to 6938 code for a protein of 2215 amino acids. Gene Ontology annotation, biological process: sensory perception of sound; intracellular protein localization; sensory organ morphogenesis. Gene Ontology annotation, cellular component: cell cortex; membrane; cytoplasm. The transcript has 49 exons. Gene Ontology annotation, molecular function: protein domain specific binding; cytoskeletal protein binding; ATP binding. The record is from RefSeq and is marked reviewed. NCBI's taxonomy places the organism in Eukaryota, Metazoa, Chordata, Mammalia, Primates, Hominidae.